Molecule: messenger RNA, 891 nt
Organism: Aspergillus aculeatus ATCC 16872
Lineage: Eukaryota; Fungi; Ascomycota; Eurotiomycetes; Eurotiales; Aspergillaceae
Exons: 2
Coding region: 1-891 (296 amino acids)
Source: RefSeq, a predicted model, not a curated record
AUGCAGUGGUCAACCAUCACCACAAUCCUCACCCUCCUCCUCCUCAACACCACCCAGGCCUCAGCCUUCAGCAUCGCCCGAGUCUGGGCAAGCUUCUACAGCGAGUGUCCCGCCGACUCCUCCGAAACCCCGGCCCCAUCAUCACCAUCCGAUGACCCCACCACCAGCAACACCAACAGCAUCCUCGCCAACUUCUUCGCCUCCUUCUUCCAACGCACCGAAGACCAAUCGGCCACCGUCGUCAUCGACGUCUACUCCGGCACCUGCCAAGCCUUCCCCGUGGGCCGGCGCUACAACGCCGACGCCAUCUCCUUCAACGCCGAGGCCGUCUACACGGGGCCCUACGACCGGUGCAACGUGACCGUGCACGAGGUGCCGGGCUGCGUUGACGCGCCGCUGAUCGAGGUCCCCAUCCAGGCGGACGGCAGCGCCGCCGCUACCUGCACCGAGCGCGAAUUCCACUCCCUCUCGCAGAUGUGGAUCCUGCUUCACUGCGAGACCGACAAGAAGUCUUCCUCCUCCUCCUCCUCCUCCUCCUCCACCGGCACAAGCAUCGGCAAAAGCAGCAGCACCACCACCAGCAGCAGUGGCAGCAGCAGUGGACAGCAGAAGCCCUCGCAACAGGCGCAACCUCACGGUGGUGAUCACGACGAGUCUCAGUCACAAUCAUCGUCGUCCACGGAUCCCAAAAUCCCCGAUAUCCCCGCCAUCCCCGCCAUCCCCGACAUCCCCAAGCUGCAACCCACGAUCUUUUCCAAAUUGCACGCGGCGCUAGAAAAUGUCACCGCCGCCACCAAUGCCGGUGCUGGGAAGGCUAACUCGACGGCUCCAGUUCUGUCGCGGUCGAUGCGCCUGCGGCGCGCGGCGCGCACUCGCUUGUCGAAUCUGUGA